Monopterus albus (swamp eel) is the source of this 936-nucleotide messenger RNA. RefSeq names its product SPEG neighbor (gene spegnb). The coding region runs from base 23 to 841 and encodes 272 amino acids. The record is from RefSeq and is a predicted model, not a curated record. The transcript is spliced from 5 exons. Gene Ontology annotation, molecular function: protein binding. NCBI's taxonomy places the organism in Eukaryota, Metazoa, Chordata, Actinopteri, Synbranchiformes, Synbranchidae.
GUUCCUGGCUCAUCUGUUCUCCAUGCCUUGUUGCCUCGUCGUCCGUCUCUCAGCUUGCUAUCGCUGUUCACCACACCCUGCCAGUUUGCUUACCCUAUUGUCUGAACCCAGCUCCUGUCUCCUGUGUUCUGUACCUGAUCAUCUGAUGUCCAGAGCGAAGGCUGCACCCCCUCCUGGGUGCCUUCUCAACAUCAAUGAUCCUCAGGUCCAGGAGGCUGCUAUCCGAAUCCAGGCUUCAUAUCGUGGCCACAGGUCUCGUAAAGAGAUGCGAGAGAAAGGACCUCCCAAGAUUCUACAGGAGCUCAAAGAUGUGGUUCUUGUUGAGGGCAGCGCUGCAAAGCUGGAGUGCAGAGUUAGUGCUUUCCCCGAUCCGUUCAUUGUCUGGUACAAGGAUGGCAAAGAGCUGAAAGAUGGGCCCAAGUACCGCUAUGUGUUUGAAGACCCAGAUUUUGUGGCACUGGUGGUUCGAGAUGGGGUUCUGGCUGACCUGGGAAAAUACACUGUUACCAUUAAGAAUCCAUUUGGACAGACAUCGGGAUCAGCUUGUAUUUUAGUGGAGGUCCCCGCUAAGGUUUCUAAAGGCCCAGACAACAUCAAGGCCAAAAGAGGGACAACAGUGGUGCUUAAGGCUGAAAUAAGUGGAGAACCUCCUCCAGAUGUUGCCUGGCUCAAAGAUGGAGAUGACAUUGAAGAAGAUGCCAGGUUAUUCUUUGAUGUUGGAGACACUAACACAAUCCUGACCAUCAAACAUGCAAAGUUGUCUGACGCUGGCAAGUAUGAGGUGUUUGUGGAGAACAUUCUGGGCACAGACCAGUCUUUUGCACGUGUGGACAUCCUCUAAUGCAGCCUCACAUCUACAAUGACAUUUAGACAAUGAGCCUGUUCUCUUGUAGUGAAAUCCAUUGCACAAUAUGCUUUAUUAAUUGUACAUAAUUU